AUGCAAAUACAGUCGAUUUCGUUGAUCGUACGGACUGGACAUCAUCGCGGAGCACGCGCCGCGAGGAGCUUUGUGGUUCAAGAGUUCUAUAAUACUUCAUUUUUUUGUGAUGCGUAUACUAAAGAAAAGUUGAUGAAAAGCGAUAAGAGGGGAGAACAUGUUCUAUUGGCAGUACCUGCCGAGGACAAGCCGCAGAAGAAACUUACACUGACGCAAAAGAUCGUCGCAGAAUGUAAGCACUACUACCACGGCUUUCGGCUUCUAGCUCUCGAGACGAGACUUAGCGCCAAGUAUAUGUGGCGCGUUUUGCGUGGAGAUACCCUGUCAAGGCGAGAAAGGCAACAGCUGGUCCGGACAGUCUCUGAUCUCUUCCGUAUUGUGCCGUUCUCUAUUUUCAUCAUAGUGCCAUUCAUGGAGCUUGCUUUACCUAUUUUUAUCAAACUCUUUCCAAACAUGUUGCCAAGCACAUUCCAGGAAAGCAGCAAACAGGAAGAAAAGCUUCGAAAACAGGUUCAAGUGAAGGUGGAGAUGGCAAAAUUCUUACAAGACACUAUUGAAGAGAUUGCUCUUGAGAGGAGAUCCAAGGCUAUUGAGCCUAAAGGCUCCAAAGCGGUUGAAUUCGCGCAGUUCAUCAAGAAAGUGAGAUCUGAAGGUGGCUACGUCUCAAACAAGGAUCUGCUCAAGUUUACAAAACUUUUUGAAGACGAACUUACUCUGGAUAACCUGAGUAUGAGCCAGCUACGUUCACUGUGUCGAGUGAUGUCAAUACAACCUUUUGGAAGCCCAGAAAUUCUCAGAUUCCAGCUUCACAUGAAAUUACGUGAGCUCAAAGCUGACGAUAAGCAAAUUGCUGCCGAAGGUGGUGUUGAAGCUUUAAAUACGCUUGAUCUACAACAAGCCUGUCGUGCUAGAGGCAUGCGUGCCAUAGGUUUGAGUGAGCAGCGGCUGAGAGAGCAGCUGGGACAGUGGCUGGAGUUAUCGCUGAAUGACAAGAUACCCCCAUCUCUUUUACUAUUGUCGAGAGCGUUAUACUUGCCAGAAGAUAUCUCGUUCACUGACAGGUUGAAGGCACUUGUUCAGAGUUUGCCAGAAGGCAUCGCUGAAAGCACUCGCCAGAAACUAACGGAGCUCGAGGGUGGAAAAGUGGAUCACAAAGCUAGGCUUGAUCUGAUAAAGCAAAUUGAGGAGGCAAUUGCAAAGGAAAAGGCUAUAGAAGAGGAAAAGAAGAAAGAAAAGGAGAAGGUUGUGCUGGCCGAAGGCGAGAAAGAGCGUGUUGCCGCGGAAGAGAUAGCUUCGAUGUCUGAGGGUAUUGCUAGAACGUCAACAAAAAUAGCUGAAGCGGCGGCUACAGUAUCCGAAGCAAUUCAUGCGGCGAAGAAGGAAUUGGUAGACGUAGUGCAAGAAGCUGUUGAUGCUGCGAAAGCCACGGAAAAAGAGAAAGCUGUGGCUGCUGAGGCACCUGUCGAUCCUAAAGAUCUUUCAUCAAUCGAACAAAUACUUGUUGGAGGGCCCAUUGAUGAAGCAAAGAAUGAAAUACUCGAACUGAAAGAGAAGGCUAUUGAACAUUCAGAAGAUCUUCAUGAGAUUACAGCACUGGACAGCGGCUUUUCUGAAACGAAGGUUGCCAAGCGUCUCCGUACUAAGCUGAACACUAUGAUCGACAAAGUCGAUACCCUCGUAUCGAAGUUGGAAGAAGAGAAGCGAGCCAUCAAGGAAACGCUCCCAGAUCCAGCUAUGGCGUCACCAGCUGCAACGAAGAAAAAUAAGAACGGGGUUAUCAGUACUUUCCUCUGUAUUCUGCCAACACUCAAGAAGUACCAUCAUUUGGACGAAGAACAGUGGCAUUUGUUUAGGCAUUUGCGCAAAGCAUAUGACCACUUCGAAAAGGGCGUUGCUUUUGUCCGGGUUGUGCUAAAAACUGAAAGAUUAUUCCAGAAAAUGACUCCAAUGACUCUUUCUGCACUUUCAAUGGUUUCGGUAAUGCAGACGCGGGUAAGCGAGCAGGACGUGAAUUCCAUGAUCCGAACGAGUACAAGAGCGGUGCUAGUGGAUAUGCAGGAAACGACCGUCCUGGAGAGAGGAGGCGGUUUUGGACAGCAAAAAGCAAAAGAAAGCGGCAGAGCUCGAUAUGACAGUGUUUUCGAAAGGAGCGAUCUUGACUCCUACGACGAAGGAGAAAAAAGUAGUCGUGAUAUUGAAGAUAAGCGAGGAGGGUUUGGAUUUGGAAGAGGACGAUCGUCACCUGAAAGAGGCAGAGGAGGUUAUGAUCGCAAACCCGAGUUUUCCCGCGGAAGAGAUGAUCGCUUUGGUGAUUCCGAUGGCUUCAGGAAUCGUACAGGUGAUCGUGGUUUCAACGACUCUAGGAAUGAUCGAGGAUUUGGAAAUAGCCCAAACAGAGGAUUUGGUCAAGACCGACGACAAGGGCCUGGUGGUGGCGAUCGGGGACCAAGAGGAAACAGAGAUGACUUCUCACCAAAUGGUGAUCGCGGUUUUGGUAAACGUGGCCGUAACAAUAAUGGCUUUGGUCGGGACGAUGGAGGAUUUGGUCGGAAUAAUGGAGGAUUCGGUCGAAGAGAUGGCGGAUUUGAUCGAAACGAUGGUGGCUUCGGCCGAAACGAAGGCGGGUUUGGUCGAAGCGAUGGCGGUGGAUUCGGUCGAAGCGACGGUGGUGGAUUCGGUAGGAACGAAGGCGGUGGUCGAAAUGGAGGCGGAUUCGGUCGGGGCGAUUUUUCUGGCUAUGGCAAUCGUGACGGUCCAUCAUUUGGCGGUGGAAGAAACGAUAGGAACCAGCGUGGCCCGAGAGAAUUUGUACCUGGAGGUCCUUAUAACGAAGAUAGAAGACGUGCUCCAAGGGAUUGGAAUCCGGAAGAAAACUCCGUCGAAACACUGUUUGAGCGUGAUGCCUUGAAUGCCGAAUAUUUCGACAAAGACCGCGAUGAUCCCGUUACUAUUGAGGGUGAUGAUGAAGACUGUCAGAUAAAGAACUGGGAGAACAGCGGACUGAAUCCGCGGUUGAUCCAAACAUGCGUCGAAAAUUGUCGAUACAAAUAUGUUCGACCUAUUCAAGCCGCAGUCAUACCAAUGGUCCUACGAGGUAAAGAUGUUAUGGGUCAUGCCGAAACCGGAGGCGGCAAAACUGCAGCUUUUGUGCUACCUAUACUACACUACAUUAUGGGCCUCGAUAAUGGCUCCCGUGACAACAAAGGAGGCAAAAUUGUCGCCUUAGUGGUAGCACCUACCAGAGAGUUAGCAAAACAGCUCUUCGAUUCUUUUAGAAAGCACGCGCAUCAAACCGAUGUGAAAUGUUGCGUAGCUUACGGUGAAAUUGCGAGGUUCAAGAAUCUCACGGACAUCCACAAAGGUUGUGAUGUUCUCGUUGGAACUAGUGGAAGACUUAUGGACUUCAUACAAAAAGGAGAUGUCAACUUGUCACAAAUGAAGUUUCUUGUACUGGACGAGGCGGAUAUGCUGCUCAGGGAUGGACGAGAUAGCCAUUUGGAAGUUAUUCUUUCGGACUCAAAGUUUCCUUCUAUCGAGAAGCGCCAAACGCUGUUAUUUAGCGCGACAUUCCCACCAGAUGUAACAGAACUAGCGAGGAAAGUUCUGAAGAACAGUUAUGUGAAAGUCUCCAACGGAGCCAGAGGUAGGGCGAAUGCACGUGUGAAGCAAGAAUUUGUACAGGCGACUGGAAUCUGUGAGAAAAAUGCUAAACUGUUUGGAAUGCUAGAAGAGCAGAGAGAUAAACUUGCCAAAGAUGGUACAAUAAUGCGAACUCUUGUCUUUGUUGAAACGAAGAAGCAAGCGGACUUCGUCGCCCUGAUGCUUACCGAUAAGAACAUAAAAGCAGCCAGCAUUAAUGGCGAUCGACCUCAAAAUGAACGUGAACGGGUCAUCAAACAGUUCCGUGAAGGUGCUGUCCACGUUUUGGUUGGGACGGAUGUGUGUCAACGUGGACUUGAUAUCCCUGCGCUUGAACAGGUGAUCAAUUAUGAUAUGCCAAAUGGAACUCCAGAAGAAGCCCGCGAUAAGUAUAUUCACCGCAUUGGUAGAACGGGUCGAUUGUACAAUGGUGUCGCCGUAACUUUUGUAGACACCAAUAACAAUGAUCGCAGCGUGAUGAAACUUAUGGUAGAUGUGGCUAAAGAAACGGGUCAAGAAGUGCCUGAUUGGCUAGAGAAUAUGGCCAAGACAGACAGCUUCUCAUCUGCUGGCUUCGGUCCAGCUAAGAGCGAAGGAAACAGCGGGGGAUUUGGAAGCUCGGGAUUCGGCACAUCAGGAUUCGGUGCCAGCACUUCCGGAUUUGGUGGAGGUGGCUUUGGAAGUGGAAGUGGUUUCGGAGAAAAUGCUGAAGGAUUCGGAGGGACGAAAAUGGAGAAGAAAGAUGGAGAAUCUGAAAAGAAAGAAUUUGGAUCAGGAGGCUUCGGAGAAGGUGUAAAGAAAAUGGAGAAUAAAGAGAAUGAUGAUAGUGAGGAAAAGGAAAAAUCUGGUUCUCCUGCCCCGCCCGCUGAGAAUCCCCCAGACAAAGAAGCGCCGAAAGAAGGCGAAGAAGAAGAAGACGAAUGGUGAGCGCUUGAAAUAUCUCGAUAACGAGUCUGCGGGGAUGAAGAAGAUCUAAGUAGCACAAUCAGUUUAUUCUCAUCAGUAUCGGUUGCAUACUUGCCUCAAAGUGCCUCAGUAUGACGAAUCACUUUGUAAAUGACUUUUUUCUUGGUUAUUUUGAUUUUUAUGAAGUUCAUUAUUCGGCAUCUUUUUUAAUUUGUUCAUUUGUUGAAGCAUUUUUGCGACGUUUUUAUAUCGUCAUCAAGUUUUGUGCUCUUAUAAAUCCGUGUUGUCGCUUAGCUUUAAACAACUGCUAGUUCCGGUUAUUCUGUUUUCAUUCCAAGGAUGAAAAUAAAAUUCAUCGCAUUU
Molecule: messenger RNA, 4908 nt
Organism: Cylicocyclus nassatus
Lineage: Eukaryota; Metazoa; Nematoda; Chromadorea; Rhabditida; Strongylidae
Source: the annotation of a GenBank genome assembly